AUGGGCCCGGGAGACGCCGCCCGCUGCAGAGAGACAAUUUCCUGGGGGCGCCCUGGAGUCCCAGGCAGAGCAGGGCUUUGGCCUCCACCCCCGCCUCCCGCGCGCAGCUUCCCCGGGGACGCCAAGAGCACCGAUGUCCCGGAGAAGGUCCCCGCCGCCGGCCCGCGGCUGGGGGACAUCGGCCGGCGGCCGGCGCGCGCCUUCCAGCGGGCGGUGCGGCUCUGGGGCUCCAGGCGCGCGCGGGCGGCGGCGGCGGCGCGGGAGGAGCAGAGCCGGGCGCGCGUCGAGGGUGCCCUGGCCCGUCUGCGCGCGGAGCUGCUGGAAAUGCAUUUCCAAAACCACCAGCUGGCUAGAACUUUACUGGACCUACACAUGAAAGUGCAGCAAUUGAAAAGGGAGUAUGAACUGGAAAUCGCAUCAGAAUCUCAAAGCCCAAAAGAUAAUGCCAUGAAUCCAGAAUAAGGAAAUGCAUACUUGGAGAUCUGAAUUCUAAAAAUAACAGACAACUCUGAAACAAUCCUGACAGUAACAUUAGGGAUGCUUUACAUAAGCUUUGAGGGGCAAUUUGUAGACUAAAAACUUAGAGUUGCCAAGGGGAAGUAAUGAAAAACACCUGAGAGAGGGGAGCGAGAAAAUGGUGUGUUACCAAGUUUUAAAGUUAUUUAUUCAUUGUUUUGACUGGAACAUAAAAGUAAAAAAAAAAAAAAAGUUAAAAAAAAAAAGUA
Lemur catta (Ring-tailed lemur) is the source of this 725-nucleotide messenger RNA. It is a transcript of the gene AARD, whose product is annotated as alanine and arginine rich domain containing protein. Lineage: Eukaryota; Metazoa; Chordata; Mammalia; Primates; Lemuridae. The coding region runs from base 1 to 462 and encodes 153 amino acids. The record is from RefSeq and is a predicted model, not a curated record. The transcript has 2 exons.